Lutzomyia longipalpis is the source of this 3374-nucleotide messenger RNA. RefSeq lists its product as uncharacterized. NCBI's taxonomy places the organism in Eukaryota, Metazoa, Arthropoda, Insecta, Diptera, Psychodidae. The transcript has 5 exons. Bases 198 to 1220 code for a protein of 340 amino acids. The record is from RefSeq and is a predicted model, not a curated record.
UAAAAUUUCCGUCAGUAUCAACCCCGAGUAUCUUCAAAAACCUUAGAGAUGCAGAAUUUGAGAAGGAUCGGAAGAAAUUGUUCUCUGAAAUUGAGAAGCCUAAGGAAAAUAAUGGGAGAAUCUGUUUGGGAUCGAAGUGAACUCGAGAAACAAUUUGAGAAGGUUGUGUUGUGUGUGAAUAAACGUUUCAUUCAACGAUGAUGAAUACCAUGGAUCUCAAUGAGACGUUUUUCGAAAAACUAGGAGGACUCAAAGAAAAAUUGGAAGUCAUGAGUAAAUAUGGUAGGGAUUUGAGGCAAGAGCGUCAUCACCUUCAAGAAAAGGUAAAGAUUCAUGUCAAGGAGAUUGAGGAGCUGCAGACGAAACUCUUUGAAGCCAACGCCGAGAUAAUGGUCCUCAAGAAUAAUCCCAAUGCCAACAUGAAUCUCAAGAGGAAUUCCAUUUUUGCGGAGGUGGAUGAUCACCGGAAGAAAACGAAGGAGCACAUGGAUGUUAAGACGAUCUUUCUGCAGGAAACAAAAGGCCUAAAAAAGGACAUUUCCGACAUUGCCCAAAAAUUUAAAAAGAUGCAGAGAAUGUUUGUUAAUGGUAAUAAUUCAUUAAAGGAAGAACUUCUCUGGCAAAUUGGGCAACAAAAGCAAAAGAAUAUAAAUCUACGGGAACGAAUUUUAUGGUUGGAGGCGAAGUUAAGUCAAGCAGCAGAGGACCACGGAGCAGCCUGGACUGCUGAAUUGAAUGAGUAUUGGGAUACUCAAAUGACCAAAUUGGAAAUAAAUAACAAGACGGUACUUCAAGAGAAAAUGCAGUUAGCCGAGGAGGUUCACGUAAUGCAACAAGAUAUAUUCAAAUGGAAAUAUAAGUGCCUCAAAUAUCGAUGUGACCUUCUUGAGAAAGAUCUCCUACUUAAGGAAUAUGAAAUAAAAUAUCCAGACAUCAGUGACAUCCCCAUUAGUCCCAGUAUGCAGGUGGAUAUAAACAAUUUGGACGACACCUUAGAACAUCAAUGGGUCCCACCAGCAAUAUUGGCAAAGAAAUUUCCAUCAUUCACCAUCUACGUUGACGAAUCUCUGUCAGAAAUCCCCGCCGAGGAUAAAGAGAACAUUCCCUCGAGUACAGCAAACAUAUUCAACAACAAGCAUGGCGACAGCCCAAAGGAACGAAAACAUGUUCUCACCGGCAGGCUGUGCCCCAAACUCUCGACCCACGGAUUGUGCUCCUAAAAAUCAAAGGACCUGCGGAGACAUCCAAAAUCAAGAUCAAGGCAGUGAUGAUGGUGGUGAAGGAGAAGCUGAUUGUGAAGGCAAAGGCUGCGUCUGCUUUGAUGACUACGUCUGGAAUGAGGACAGAUCUCGAUGUGUGGAGCCUUCAGAAUGCGACCAGGGAACCCCCAACAACCAAGAAGACCAAAAAUGAGGUUCAAGUGAUUCAUUCACAAAGUAAAUCAAAUACAUUACAUACAAUAUGUAUGUACAAAAUAAGGUAUUUUUGUGCAAAAUAAAUAUUGGUCUACUAAAGCAGUGUUGUUACCUUGCUCUUAAUUUCUUUCCGUAUCAAGAUAGGUCGUUGAUAAUAAUUUAGAAUAUAAUUUUGAAACACGGUCGAUUUUUUUAUUCAAGUUUUUUUUAUUGAACUUACGAAGUUUUAAGCUGUGAAAAAAGUAAAGCAUUUAGCCAAAAUCAUAAGAUACUUAGAAUCCCAUAUCGUAAUUUUUUUAUGAAUAUGUAGGUAUUCUACUGGUCUUUUGAAGUAUGUAAAUUAAAUUUAUCAAAAACGAUAAUCAUCAUUAUUUUGGGAAAGAUUUGCAGCGUAUAAUAAUUCAGGCUAUAUGCUCCAAACAGAAUCUUCUAUACUUCUUCCAUUUUAGCUUUAAUUAAUUCAUAUUAAUUCUCUGCGAUUUAUUGAGGGUCAAAGUUUACAGUUGUUUAGUGAUGCAUUAUCUCGCAAUUUCCAAUAUGUGUUUAUAAUGACCACAAAAUUAUGCUACAGCAUUAUCAACAUAAAACAAAUGCUUCACUUUACUCUGAAAGCUAAUGAUUGAGAAGAAGAAAAUUGAUCGUCCAACCUUCUCCGGUCUGGCCCUCUUCAUAUGUAUAUUUCUGAUGCUAAUGAAGUCAUGAAUGUUUUCAAAAGAAGUACCCUGACUCUUCCAUAUAAGUUAUCGAAUUCAUCAAACCAUUUUUCAAAAACACUAAUUUAUAAAUAAAAAAAAACUACAAAAUUUUAAUUUAAUAAUUUUUUUUUUAUUGUUUGGAAAUUCUUCUCAGUUAUAUAUUGACUUUUCACAACAAACUUUUAAAAGAAAUCAAAGUUUAGUUCGCGUGGAAAAUUAAGUCUGAUAACAAAUUGCAUCAGAUCAUUGCUCCUAGAAGAAAAGUGGGUGAAAAAAUCAUACUUUUUUUUAAAUUUCUCUGUAAAAUAAAUUAAAGAGCAAACCUUUUUAUAAAUCAAUUAAUUUAUUAUGCAAAGGACCUUAAAAAUAAAUCUUUUUGGACAUUUUAAAACGGUUAUUGGAAUUGUAAAAAAUGAUGUAAUUCAUGGGAGUAAGGCGUGAAACACAUCUCAUUGAUGACAUAGCUGUCUCAUCAGCAGAUUUGAUUGAGAAAAGUGAUUUAGAUUAAUUUUAUGCCGACGUAUGAAUACCGGGGGCUUAUAAAUAGUGAAGCAGAGCAAAAGAGCAUCAUAUUUGAGAAAACGUUUUAAAGAAAAGCUCCAAUUUGACGCAAAUAACCAUGUACGCUGUUGUGAUCUUUUUGGCUGCUUUCGGCACCCUCGCCAGUGCUGAAUUCUACAGCAACUUCCCCAGUGCUGGAGGUUCCUAUUCUGGAUAUUCUACCCAAGGCUCACAAGGCUCAUCACAAGUGUCAUGCAACAAGGAGUACGAGUACUACGAUAACUGUGCCAGUCCCUGCGAAGAAACUUGCGGUAACUACCAAAACUUCUUCGAACUGAAGAACACUCCUGAGUGCAGCCUCCGUAACUGUGCUCCCAAGUGCAAGUGCGUCAGUGGAUACGUGCGUCACAACAAUGGUCGUUGUGUGCCCAAGACUGAGUGCAAGAAUCAGGAAUUCCACCACGCUACUCGUGGCAACCGUCAGCCCUAUUUCUACCCUCAGCCAUACUCUCAGCAAUACCCUCAGCAACAGUUCGAGAACCAGCAAUACGAUCAGCAAUACUUCGGCCAGCAGUACGGUAACCAAUACGAUGCUGGAAGUUAUUUCAAUGAGUACAACAAGUACUAAAUAAUAUCAAAUCGUCACAAAAAAAAAACUUUCAAAAUUAAAUCUCUAACAUCCAUUUGUUCUUCCUUUGGUUAGUAGAGAAAAAAGUUUUAAAAGUUUAUUUCAAAGUGUCAAUAAAAUGAUUUAAAACAGAAA